AUCGAGCUCCUGAAAUUUAAUUUUUCAAGAUGAAGUUUUUAUUGGCAAUCACCUUUUUUAUUUUCAUUUCUCUGUGGGUUGAAGAAGCCUAUUCUAAGGAAAAAUCUUCCAAGAAAGGGAAAGGGAAAAAGAAGCAGUAUCUAUGCCCAUCUCAGCAGUCGCCAGAGGACCUUGACCGGGUGCCUCGGAACUCCACCAGCGAUAUCUUGAACAGGAUGCUGGUCAGUUACGAUCCCAGGAUAAGACCAAAUUUCAAAGGUGUUCCUGUUGAUGUAGUAGUCAACAUUUUUAUUAAUAGUUUUGGGUCCAUUCAAGAAACCACAAUGGACUAUAGAGUUAACAUCUUCCUGAGACAAAAAUGGAAUGACCCCCGGCUGAAGCUCCCCAGUGACUUUCGGGGCUCCGAUGCGCUCACAGUGGACCCCACGAUGUACAAGUGUUUGUGGAAACCUGAUUUGUUUUUUGCAAAUGAGAAAAGUGCCAAUUUCCAUGAUGUGACCCAGGAAAACAUACUGCUCUUUAUUUUUCGGGAUGGAGAUGUCCUUGUCAGCAUGAGGUUAUCUAUCACUCUUUCGUGCCCGCUGGACUUAACUCUGUUUCCCAUGGACACACAGCGCUGCAAGAUGCAGCUGGAGAGCUUUGGUUACACAACUGAUGAUUUGCGAUUUAUCUGGCAGUCAGGGGAUCCCGUUCAGUUGGAAAAAAUUGCCUUGCCUCAGUUCGAUAUUAAAAAGGAAGAUAUUGAGUACGGAAACUGUACCAAAUAUUACAAAGGCACUGGCUACUACACAUGCGUGGAGGUCAUCUUCACCCUGAGGAGACAGGUCGGGUUUUACAUGAUGGGUGUCUACGCCCCGACCCUGCUGAUCGUCGUGUUGUCCUGGCUUUCCUUCUGGAUCAACCCCGACGCCAGUGCCGCCAGGGUGCCGCUGGGCAUCUUCUCUGUACUCAGCUUGGCCUCAGAGUGCACCACCCUGGCUGCUGAGCUCCCCAAAGUGUCCUACGUGAAGGCACUGGAUGUCUGGCUCAUCGCUUGUCUUCUCUUCGGCUUCGCCUCCCUGGUAGAGUACGCAGUCGUCCAGGUGAUGCUGAACAACCCCAAAAGAGUGGAGGCAGAAAAGGCCAGAAUUGCUAAGGCCGAGCAAGCAGAUGGCAAAGGCGGGAAUGCCGCUAAAAAGAACACUGUGAAUGGUACAGGGACCCCUGUCCACAUCAGCACUCUGCAGGUUGGUGAGACCAGAUGUAAAAAGGUCUGUACUUCUAAGUCCGAUCUGAGAUCUAAUGACUUCAGCAUUGUCGGAAGCUUACCGAGAGAUUUUGAAUUAUCCAAUUAUGACUGCUAUGGAAAACCCAUCGAAGUCAACAACGGCCUGGGAAAGUCUCAAGCAAAGAACAGCAAGAAGCCUCCCCCUGCCAAGCCUGUAAUCCCAACAGCAGCCAAGCGAAUUGAUCUUUAUGCCAGAGCGUUAUUUCCUUUCUGCUUCUUGUUCUUCAAUGUUAUAUACUGGUCUAUAUAUUUGUGAUAAACGUUUUCCACUUGUAUAAAACAAAAUCCUAUUUCAUUGUGACCACCCUCAUUCACAUUUACUGAUCUGUGAAAACUUUUGCAUUUUCAUAGCAAUAUAUUGCAUUUUGGAUGCCAUUUGAUUAAAAUAAAAUGUGGCACCUUAAUUUGAAUGGCAGCAUGAACCUGUAAUGUGUGUGCUCUAAUAAUGAUGUAUAUAUGUAUAGCAAACAUAUUGCUUUAAAAAUAAAUGAACAAUGAGCAUACUACACAAUAUAAAUUAAAACAAUUCUCUUCAGUUAGUGUAAAUUGCAAAUACUUCAGGUAAUUCUGAUAAUGAAAUGUUGUGCACGCUGCUUCCUGUUGUGGUCACCUUUAUAAUGUAUUAGUAGUAUUUCAGAGUUUCUGCUUUGUAAAUUUCAGAAAAGACAUCUUAUUCUUGUAUUAAGAUGGUAUUAUCACAGAUUAAGCAGAGUUGUAUUCAUAUUGUUUAAACUUUGUAAGUAGAAAUAUAUCAAUUAUAAAUUAUGCAGACUGUGGAGAAAUAAAGUUCACAAAACCAUUAAUUUGUAAAAAUCAGAUCAUUAUAUCUCAGUUGUCAGAAUGCCAGCUAGUGAAACACAGUAUGCAUUUUUGAAACAAAGGGAAAUCUGGAAUUAGACCAAUGCAUACUAAAUUCUGGCUUUUGAUAAAAGCAAAGAAAAGAUAGAUGCAUCAUUUAAGUAGUUAGCAUAAAAACCUUACUGAAUCCACCUUAAAAUUUAAACGUAUUUUCAUGAAUUUCAUUUGUUGAUACAAAUUACACAAAAGCAUUGUGCCUUAAAAACAGUUACACAAAUUUUACAUUGAAAUGCACUAGUAGAUGUGUUAUUUCAGUUCAUUUUAGUGAACCAAGAGGAAAUAAAUGUCAUAUUACUAGAAGUAACUUGAAUUGGAAAGACUACCCACUAUCAUUAAAAUUUUAACUUCUUACUGCAUUAAAAUGCUCAUGCAUUUUAAGUAAUAUUAAAAAUAUUUUCUAUAUUUUUUAUUUAUUUGAAUGUUUUGGGGUAGAUUACAAAACACUUAAAGAUUAAGUAAAUUAUAUCUUUGUUUAUGUUAGACUUCAUUUCUACUUACAGUUUCUUUCUGGCUGAAAGUCUAGACAACUGAGAUUUACUUUCUUUGAUCUCAUUCCAAUCUGAAAGUAAGCAUUAAGUCUCAUUUUAUGAGACCCACCCCAUUCCUAAAAAUAUCACGUUCAAUGCACCUUUUUAUUUCUACAGCUGGUGAAGUUAGAAUUAACAGUAAGAUAUGUGUAAGACCAAGUGGAUAUGCUGGGAUGUUCCAGAUGAGAGUUUGUAGGGACAAUUUGAUGGGAUAAUGUGUUAAAUAAUGUAUUAAAAUAUUAUGCGAACUACCAUAUGUAAUACAAUGCUGUUUAGUUCAUUGAUGACUAAUUGUAAAGACCUCAUUGAAAAAACUUUAAUGGGAUAUAACUUAAUCCUCUGUAGUCCUUCAGCACCCCCUAGUUGCAAAAGUGUAACCAUUUGAGUGAUUUUAAGAUGCCACAGAUAACUUUAUUGAUGAACGUCAAUAUCCUACAAAGAUCCAGGACAAUAGUGCUUUAACAAAACUAUGUGGGGGAAAAUGUCUUGAAUAGGAUUUAAAGCAUUUAAAAUUUUAUGUAUAAUAAUUGUACUUACAAUGUUUUUUUAUUUUUGCAAAUUGUAUUCAUUUUGGGGAGAAUGAUAGAGAAUUUUAAGUGGAACACGUACCAUACUCAAGAGAAGCCCUCAUUAUGUAGAGCUGUAUUUGUUGGAAAUAGUGUGAACAAGUAUCUUUUCUGAAAUAUAAUAUUGUAGCUUCUUUGGUAAAUUUUAAUACCCAAGUAAUAUAAGUAAGCAUCCCUGGACUAAGCGUAUAUCCAUAACUUCAAAUAGAACAUUACCUAGUGAUCAUACAAAUGAAGUCCUGCUGACAGUUUGUUUUUAAAGGUCUCUCAAAGGUUGGUCGUAACUGCAGGGCAGUUCCUGCCUGUGUACUUCCAGUAUUACUUUUUUCUAGAUUUGUGAGAGCUCCUGAUGCAUUAAAUUCAGUGUCAUUAAAAUAAAAGUUAACAUCUUUUUCCUCACAAA
Chinchilla lanigera (long-tailed chinchilla) is the source of this 3621-nucleotide messenger RNA. It is a transcript of the gene Glrb, whose product is annotated as glycine receptor, beta. Gene Ontology annotation, cellular component: postsynaptic membrane; synapse; neuron projection. Lineage: Eukaryota; Metazoa; Chordata; Mammalia; Rodentia; Chinchillidae. Bases 30 to 1523 code for a protein of 497 amino acids. Gene Ontology annotation, molecular function: neurotransmitter receptor activity; extracellularly glycine-gated chloride channel activity; transmembrane signaling receptor activity. Gene Ontology annotation, biological process: nervous system process; chemical synaptic transmission; signal transduction. The transcript has 9 exons. The record is from RefSeq and is a predicted model, not a curated record.